Molecule: messenger RNA, 1768 nt
Organism: Dendroctonus ponderosae (mountain pine beetle)
Lineage: Eukaryota; Metazoa; Arthropoda; Insecta; Coleoptera; Curculionidae
Gene: Gadd45
Exons: 3
Coding region: 891-1370 (159 amino acids)
Biological process (GO): regulation of cell cycle
Cellular component (GO): nucleus; cytoplasm
Source: RefSeq, a predicted model, not a curated record
ACCUGAAUACUUUUAGUAGUUUUAUCUCUACCACCUAUUUUUCAUUCAUGAAUCCCCGAUUUAUGAGUGACUUGUUUAUGCAGAAUAGCUGAUGUAUUGACACCCUGUAUAUUACGUUUUACCUAGUUUGACAACGCCGGAACUUUCAUUUGUUUGCAUGUAGUAAUUGAUGUAGCUUGAUAAUUUUUAAGCGACCAUCCAAUGUUAUAUCCUGGUCAUUGGUUAAUUAGAGCAAACGCGUUAAUUGGCCAACUUAAAAUUCUGGGUGGGAUCAAUUCGCUCGAUCGAAGGUUUUGGUCCGGUUGAUACAUUCCAGAUACACAGAAAAGUCCCGAAUCCCAUCACCGAGCCGGUUGCAUCCGAUGGGAAUAACCGGACCAGAUCGACCGAUGGAAUUUCCUGAGCAGACGGAUCAGCCUGUGGUCUGUGCGCAUUCAUCUGGGUCGAUUGCAUAAUUACAUGGGUUUUAUGUCGAGGACGGCGAAAAGAACCCAACGGAUUGCGUGAAUCAGCUCGCGUACAUUCCCAACCAUCAACCAUCAAAUCAGUUGAAUGGUUUGCCUGCCGGCACUGCGAAGAAUGAAAACCGCUGGCGCAACUGGCCACCUCCCAAGGGGUUUCCUCGAAACGCAGUCGAUCGCGUCUACUCAUGGAAUUCACGUGCCCCCACCCCUAUGCGCAGUCUGCCACAUAUAAAAGCGCCUGUCAGAAUAUCGCAAACUUCAUUAUUUACGUUCGAGGAGUCCCUGUUGUCUCUGUCAAGUUCAAACGCGCUGUUUCGCAAAGUUGAGCAACGGUGAAUCGGUGAAAGUAGUCGAUCAGUGAAGCAAAUUUUGCUGUUUGAGUGCAAGCUGGGUUACAAGUCGCUUAGGAUUACCGCUAUUAAUAAAAUGUGCGUCGACAAGCCACAGGAAAAGUGCAAAAUGAUCAACAGAAUUACUUUGGGUCAGACGUUGAGGACGGCCCUUACCAAGGCGAAGGCAGGUGGGCGGCUGGUGUGCGGUCUUUUCCCCGCCAUCGCCCACCUGGAAAACACCCCCGAUGAGGUGGUUCUGUGCGUCUUGCCUACCACCAGGCCCGGAGACGCCGCCACCCACAUCCAAGCCGUCCUUUUACAAGCUUUUUGCUACGAGAACUGCAUCCCCGUCAUCCAGGUGGAUUCGAGUGAAAAACUAGCAAACUACUGUGGGGUGGCUACCAGCGCCAAGGAUGCGUCGCACUGCAAUUGCGCCAUUAUUACGCGAGAUAUCACGCUGCCCAUAACCGAUGAUUACGUGCUCCCCAUGACAGAUAAUGAGCAGUUUCUAACAGCCUUCUACGAGUGCACGUUGGAAGAGUGCCCGCGCCCCAUCAUCAAAUUGCCGAUCUGACGCAGGGGCGCCCGAAGGAGCAAACCUGCCGGACGUGUGGGUUACUCCGCGUAUGCAAAACGGCAAUAAAUAUUGGCAGCCCCUGGGGGCGCCGGUUGUACAUUUUGAAGCGCUGCUGCUGCGCAGUCAGACCCCCUAAGGUGGGGGUGGUUGGCUCAUGGAAACUACCCUCUAGCCUUGGGGGCAUCGGGAGUUGUAAUAUUUUUGAAAAAGAGAAAAGCUGAAAGAUGCAUUGUAGUUGUAGAUGUAGGGACAGUUGGGAUUUGUUUGUUUUUGUCCCGUUUAACUGUAAGAAAGUAGGUUAGGCUGCUUGAACGCAGAUCUUGUAACGAUGCAAUAUUGUCUUUUUGAAAUUGCAAGUGAAUUUUAAUUGCGGAAUAAAGAUUUUGAGAAUUCGA